CGCAGAACCAGCGGAUCUGGUCUCGGUUAUGUUUUUCAGUGUCGGGUGGAGUCUACAUCCCGUCGCAUCCCUGCGGUCCCGGAGGAGGAUUUUUUACUAGUUUUUUUUGUACCGGCCAGGAAGCAGCGAGCCGCUCCGACGACAUGACGACGACCACCACCUACCAAGGAAUGGACCCCGGAGCCAAGAGCAGCUCCAGGGUACUACGACCGCCAGGUGGGGAAACCAGCUUCUCCUUUGGCACAGAUGACAACACAACCCCCCAGCGCAAGAACAAGAUGGCCUCCAGCAUCUUUGCAGAACCUGACGACCCUCACGCUCAUCGGAGGAACAACCCACCCACAGCCGGGGCGCCCACGGGGACCCUGUGCGGGGAGCCCUCGGCCCCACUGAGGAGGUGCCAGCAGCCACUUCUUUUCCCCAAGAACCCUCAGCCGGAGCUGACCACCAUCCACAACUCUGGGGCCGCCAUGGUCUGGAAGGAGAGACGAGAGGGUGAAAAUGGCCAAGAACCAAAUGACGAGUACCGUGAGGACGGCGAGGUGGAGCAGGAGGACCAGGAGAGGGAGACGCCACAGCCCUCCGCCCCGUCGGGAGGCGCCAGCGCUGCCGCCGGCGGCCGAAGAAACCCUCCAGGUGGCAAGUCCAGCCUCAUCCUGGGUUGAGACCACUCCUGUUCUUUUUCAUUCGAAUGCUUUUUUUAUUUUUUGAAGAUAAAUACCCCCCACCUCCACUCUGUCCCUCCUCAUCGACAUCACACCUCCCUCCCUCCUCCCUCACCUCCUUCACGUGUCCUCUCCCUCCACCCUCAAACCUUUUGUUUUAAUCCUUUUUUCUAUUAAAAAGAAAAGAAAACUGUUGACAAAAGCACUUUAUGUAUCUCGCCCACCCUGCUCCAUUUCAGCCCAUCCUGUAGAGCACUGCGCCUGCUGGGAAAGGCAUGACGUUUAGCUUGUCCUUCAUCCUCCCCUGUUGUAAAUGGUAAAGGAAAAAAUACUAAAAAAGAUUUGAUGCGUGGAUUUCUAAAUACAAUAAAGAUUCAUAUGAAUUUGC
Messenger RNA from Stegastes partitus (bicolor damselfish), 1053 nucleotides. It is a transcript of the gene jpt1, whose product is annotated as Jupiter microtubule associated homolog 1. The record is from RefSeq and is a predicted model, not a curated record. NCBI's taxonomy places the organism in Eukaryota, Metazoa, Chordata, Actinopteri, Pomacentridae. Bases 144 to 665 code for a protein of 173 amino acids. Gene Ontology annotation, cellular component: nucleus. The transcript is spliced from 5 exons.